Parus major (Great Tit) is the source of this 3927-nucleotide messenger RNA. RefSeq names its product ER lipid raft associated 1 (gene ERLIN1). The record is from RefSeq and is a predicted model, not a curated record. Gene Ontology annotation, molecular function: cholesterol binding; ubiquitin protein ligase binding. Gene Ontology annotation, cellular component: endoplasmic reticulum membrane; endoplasmic reticulum. Lineage: Eukaryota; Metazoa; Chordata; Aves; Passeriformes; Paridae. Gene Ontology annotation, biological process: SREBP signaling pathway.
GCGGUGCCGGGCCGGUCCCGCCCGGCGCUGACGGUGUUGCUGUGGCAGGGCAGGGCCCGCGGAGCCCCCGGCGCCGGGAGGGGAUGCGAGCAUGGCCAUGGCCCAGGCGGGGGCCGCGGCCGCGGCUGCCACGGGGCUCCUCGUCUUCCUGCUGUACUCCGCCAUCCACAGGGUCGAGGAGGGACACCUGGCCGUGUACUACAGGGGCGGUGCGCUGCUGACCAGCCCGAGCGGCCCUGGCUACCACAUCAUGCUCCCGUUCAUCACCACCUUCAAAUCCGUGCAGACCACGCUGCAGACUGAUGAAGUGAAGAAUGUGCCUUGUGGGACAAGUGGUGGUGUUAUGAUCUACAUUGACCGAAUAGAAGUUGUGAAUAAGCUGGCUCCAUAUGCAGUGUACGACAUCGUGAGGAAUUACACCGCAGACUACGACAAGACCUUGAUCUUCAACAAAAUCCACCACGAGCUGAAUCAGUUCUGCAGCGCCCACACCCUGCAGGAGGUGUACAUCGAGCUCUUUGAUCAGAUAGAUGAGAACUUGAAGUUGGCCCUGCAGAAAGACCUCAAUGUCAUGGCACCAGGUCUCACUAUCCAGGCUGUGCGUGUUACAAAACCCAAAAUUCCAGAGGCCAUCCGAAGAAACUUUGAGCUAAUGGAGGCUGAGAAGACCAAGCUGCUGAUUGCAGCCCAGAGGCAGAAGGUGGUGGAGAAGGAGGCAGAGACAGACCGGAAGAAAGCACUCAUUGAGGCAGAGAAGGCUGCACAGGUGGCCAAGAUUCACUACCAACAGAAGAUCAUGGAGAAGGAAACGGAGAAGCGGAUUUCUGAGAUUGAAGAUGCUGCAUUCCUGGCAAGGGAGAAGGCAAAAGCUGAUGCAGAAUACUACACUGCUCGGAAGCUGGCUGACUCCAACAAGCUGAAGCUGACCCCUGAGUAUCUGGAGCUGAUGAAGUACCAGGCAAUAGCUGCCAACAGCAAGCUGUACUUUGGUGACCGCAUCCCCGGCAUGUUCCUGGAUUCCUGUGCCUUCCAGCAGGCCAACCUGAGGACUGCCCAUGAACCAGCCUUCCUGCACAGGGAGCCCCAGACACCUCUGGAGAAAGCCCCCUCAGAGGCGAGGAGAGCACUGGCUGAGGGAGGCAGAAGGGAACCCGGUGUAGCUCAGCAGCGAGCCCGGCUGUGACCGGGGACGAGGCCCUGUGUCGGUGGGGCAGAUGCAGCACAUGCCUGGACAUCUUGUGUAUAGGUGGCAAUUGGGUUGAUUUUCUUCUAGCAACAGAUUGCAAGGGCUCUGCCUCUUCUGUUUCUCCCCCUGUUAAAUUGGUGCUUCCAAAGGAGGGAUAAUCCUGUACUAACAUACCUAUACUGGAAUAUUAAACGACAGACAGCAGGAAAGGCUCCCGGGGUAGGUGCAGUUAUUUAGCAGGCACUGCUCUGCAGGAAGGAGAUGUGGCUUUGAGUGCUGUGUCACUGCACAAUGGUCAUUGCUCAGCACUCCUGGCUGAGGCUGAGUGAAGAGGAGGUUCCCCUCGUCCUGCCACUGAAGCUUGGCUUGGUGAAGGUUUCUGCUGAUGCUGUCUCGCUCUCCUCAAGGACUCCAGUGGAGUGGACUCUCCUUGGCCAGCGUGUUCCUGCUCAGGGCAAGGAGUGGUUUGCUGUGGAAUAGGUUAUUGGAGUAGGAUCUGCACAGCCAUAGUAUUCCUGUAGACAGCAGUGCUAGAUGACAACUCAGAGGAAGCAACCUCUGAAGGGAUUCUGCAACCCCCCUCUCCAAGCAAGAGCCUCGCACUGGCUGCCUGGGACUGACUGUGGUGCUCCCACUGGGUGGCUGAGUCUCAUUUGCCUCCUGAAGCAGAUACCAGGAGCACCUUGGAGCAGCUGGUUGGGAACAGAGCCUGGCAAGUCUUUGCUCAGAUUCCAGCCUCCCUGGAAGUCAUUCACCAGGGAAAGGGGGCUGAAUUUCCACUGCUCUGCCGUGCUGGCAAAGUGAAGGGGAGAGUGAAAGGACCCUGCUGUGCAGCAGAUCAGAUGUUUGAUGCUUCAGCUGCAAAGUAGGUGAGGCAUUGCUGCUCUUCCAUGCAAAAUCCACUGCUCCAGGAAGUGGGGCCUGCUUUGUAUGUCCCUGAACAGCCAUGGCAAGGAGUGUGUCCCUGGUCCUCUCACCCCUGGCCAGGCUUGCUGGCAGAUGGAUAUUCAGUCCUGAUUUGUGCUGUGAUAUAUCUGACCCUGCUCUUGGUGUGCUGUGGCAGGGUGAGGGAGGGGUGCUCGGGGAGGGGGGAAUCUGCUGGGAAAACCUGCUUUCAGCUUUUCCUCCUUGUUCCCUCUGCUUGUGAGGAUGUGCUUGCUUUUAGGACCUGCCCCUCGUCGUGUUCUGUGGGGAUCCAGGGUGCAGUGGCUGGGGAAGCAGCUGGCAAGAGCUGGAAUGCUGUUCUCCAGCUGGGAGCACCCCAGCACUGCCUGCUGCAUGUUCAGAGACCUCUCCCUGUGCAUCCCUCCUGCUGUCCUGUCCCCUCAGAGCAGCUGUGCCACCCUUGGAGGGGCUGGGGGGUGGUGACGCUCCAGGCACUCGACCUGUUGAGAUCCUCUGUCCCUGGCUCCAUCUGCAGCCUCACAGCAAGGGGAAGGGUGUGUUUAACUUCUGCUAUUGAGAAACAUUCAACCCAAACCAGCUUUACCUGUGCUAGUGAUGUCCCCAGAGGAGGUGUGUGGGUUUUGCAGUGCUGCAUCCCCAGCCUGUGUGGCUGGGCUUAUGGCAGUGUCCCUCCACAGGGAAGUUCAGGAGCACACAGUGCCUCCUGCUGUCCCUGCCCUGCCUGCCUGCCUCUCCUCCAUCUCUGGGGCAGAGCAGGCUUGUGUUGGCCCUGUCCCUUCUGCAGGGUGUAAGACAUAACUGUGGGACUUUGCAGCAGUUUUGGGUGGUCUUUCUUGUCCUCCAUCUGCCUGCAAACUCUCAGGGCUCAGUCAGUGCUCUCUGCCCCAGGAACCCAGCCAUGGCAGGAGCCAGGGAACAGGGCACCAGGGCAGAGAGGCAGUGGCAGUGUGUUUCUUAAUGUUUGAAAUGUCUCCUGGAAAUGCUCCUUGGCUUGCAGGGUCCCCAUUUUUCCUGUGGGAUGGGCUUUGAGGAAGGAGUGUAGUCUCAUCUCUGCCCUGCCCCCUCCUCAGUGUUGCAGCAGGCCCUUGGCACAGACACACUCUCCUCACCCCAGCAGCACCUGCUUUGGUCAGAUUUUGGGAUGAGGGCAGACUUUAUAGGCUAGAAGCACUGCUGGAGGGAAUGGUGGCAGGGAUGUAGACUCUGAUUUUCUUUGUGUGUUACUGGGGUUGGACACUCUGGGCAUCAGGAACGGCUGCAGGCAGUUCACACCUCUCCUGCAGUGAUCAGAGCGAGAUGUCCACGCAGGGAGCAGGAAAGCCUUUCAGGCCAGUGCAGGAAGAGCUGCUUCCCUUUGGAUCCGAGUCUUGCUGUGCCUCCCUGGGUGGGUGCAUGACUGCCUUAAGCGGCUGUGUAUGCAUCAGCCACCUGCCUGUGUGGUGUGAGGGACCCCAGGGGCUGCUCCCGCUGUCCCAGGUCCUGCAGCAGCACGUGUGAUGCCCAGUGCCUUCUGCAGCAGCCUCCUCUACCCUCCCCUGCCUCCCCAGCCCCGCUGCAGCAGCCCCAGCGUGUGCAGGAGGUGGUGGCCACGGCUUUGGCACCCUGGCUUGGGCUGUGCUGCCCUCUGAGCCCCGGCUGUGAGCAGGGACGUGGCUGCAGCCAGGAUUUUGGGAUUGAACUGGCUUUUCUCUCCGCUCCCACGGCCUGCGUGGGCCUGUGACUAAAGGGGUCUGCCCCUGGAUGCACAUCUCCUUAAGGAAACACGAUACAUACGGUCAGGUUUACAUUCACACUGUUCUUUUGAUAAAGCAGAAUAAAAUUAUUUUGUUACCAUU